AUGGCCCAGCACCCGUUCUCCAGUGCGCAAUCGGUCUUGCACCCGGACCGCCUGUGGAUGUGGGCAAAGACCGUGUAUUUGGACGAGAACCAGCGCACCUGGCUGCCCAUAAUCAUGGAGGUACAGCCCGCUCUUGGCCUCCAAGUCCUCAUGCGUCAGGAGAAUGUCCCCCUGGGGGAGGCGGUGAAGCCCAGCCAGACCCUUCCGUCCCCUCUGCCUUUGUUGUGGCAGCUCUACCCUGAAGGACAGUACCGAGGCUCAGAUUCCAGUUACUGGCGCAUAGUGUACCAUGUCAAGUUCAACAACACAGAGGAUGUGCUUCUUGAGCGGCUGCCAGACUCCCAGCAGAAGUGA
Molecule: messenger RNA, 354 nt
Organism: Trichechus manatus latirostris (Florida manatee)
Lineage: Eukaryota; Metazoa; Chordata; Mammalia; Sirenia; Trichechidae
Gene: TCL1A
Product: TCL1 family AKT coactivator A
Exons: 3
Coding region: 1-354 (117 amino acids)
Biological process (GO): positive regulation of peptidyl-serine phosphorylation
Molecular function (GO): protein serine/threonine kinase activator activity
Source: RefSeq, a predicted model, not a curated record